Molecule: messenger RNA, 294 nt
Organism: Symbiodinium sp. CCMP2592
Lineage: Eukaryota; Dinophyceae; Suessiales; Symbiodiniaceae
Source: the annotation of a GenBank genome assembly
AUGGGGUGCAGUGGAAGCUGCGCCAGUCAGAAGGUUUGCUACGUGCCCAAGACAUUUCCUGCACCGCCACAGGACGUCCAGCCACCAGACGCCACUACGCACCAGCUCUACGUCCGUCAGCUCGACAAGUACCUCGUUCGUGUUGCCAAGAACCCAGAGGCCUUCCAGGUGCAGGUUGAAAGGCGUCGCGAAGCCUUCUUUGGCGAAGUCUGGACCGGUUCUACCAAGUCGCAAGUACGCGUGCACCCGGUGGACUCAGAGGCCAAGUGGCUCUCUGUUGGCCCCUUGUUUUGA